Epithele typhae is the source of this 1569-nucleotide messenger RNA. Its product is annotated as PLP-dependent transferase. Gene Ontology annotation, cellular component: endoplasmic reticulum. Gene Ontology annotation, biological process: sphingolipid catabolic process; carboxylic acid metabolic process. The transcript has 13 exons. Lineage: Eukaryota; Fungi; Basidiomycota; Agaricomycetes; Polyporales; Epitheliaceae. Bases 1 to 1569 code for a protein of 522 amino acids. Gene Ontology annotation, molecular function: sphinganine-1-phosphate aldolase activity; pyridoxal phosphate binding. The record is from RefSeq and is a predicted model, not a curated record.
AUGCUCCCCGUCGUCUCCUGCGCCGACACGACCGCGAGCCACUGGCAGAACUUCACGAACGCGGUCGUCGUCUACCUCCUCCUCUCGCGCACCCUCAAGAUCUCGCGCCACCUCCGCGCGCGGGGCAUCGUCCGCACUGUCCGCGAUUUCUACAAAUGGGUUCUCCAGGAGGCGAUCCUGCUCGCGCUGCGCUUCCCGUCCGCGAAGAAACAGGUCGACGAGAAGCUCGGCAAGGCGCGCCUCGAUGUCGAGGCGAAGAUGGUGCCCCAGGGCCCCGGCAUCACCCGCUACCUCUCCCUGCCCGCCCAGGGCCACGACAAGGACUGGAUCCUCGCCGAGAUGGCGAGGAUGGACACGCUCGUCGCCACACAUACCGACUGGCACGACGGCAAGGUCUCCGGCGCCGUGUACCACGGCGGCGAGGACCUACAGAAGGUCCUGGUCGCCGCGUUCGACCGGUACUGCCUCUCGAACCCGCUCCACCCGGAUGUGUUCCCGUCGGUGCGCAAGAUGGAAGCGGAGGUCGUCGCCAUGUCGAUCAUCAUGGCCGUGAAGACGUACCGCGACUGGGCGCGGGCGACGAAGGGCAUCACGGAGCCCGAGAUGAUUGUCCCCGUGUCUGCGCACGCCGCGUUCGACAAGGGCGCGGACUACAUGGGCAUCAAGGUUCACACUAUCCCGAUCGACCCCGACACUCGCCAGGUCGAUCUCAAGAAGGUCCGGCGCGCUAUCAACAGCAACACGAUUAUGCUCGUUGGCUCGGCGGUCAACUUCCCGGAUGGCUGCCAGGACGACAUCGUCGCGCUCGCAAAGCUCGCGCACAAGCACAAGAUCGGCAUGCACGUCGACUGCUGCCUGGGAAGCUUCAUCAUGCCUUUCGUCAAGGAGGCCGGCUUCCCUGUCCGCCCAUUCGACUUCUCUGUACAGGGCGUCACCAGCAUCAGCUGCGACACGCACAAGUACGGCUUUGCGCCCAAAGGUAACUCGGUGAUCAUGUACAGAGAUGCCGAGCUGCGCCGUUUCCAGUACUACGUGAACCCCGACUGGAUGGGCGGCGUGUACGCCAGCCCUAGCAUCGCCGGCUCUCGCCCUGGGGCGCUCAUCGCCGGAACUUGGGCUGCGAUGCAAUAUAUGGGCCACUCCGGCUACCUCGAGUCCUGCAAGAGCAUCGUCGGCGCCGCGAAGACGAUCGCGCAGCGGAUCCGGAGCGAGAUCCCGGAGCUGCGCAUCCUCGGCGACCCGCCCGCGUCCCUCGUCGCGUUCGCCGCCGCGAAGGGCGUGACGAGCUUCAACGUGCACGAGGUCGGGGACAUGAUGAGCAAGAAGGGGUGGCACCUCAACGCGCUCUCGAACCCGGCCGGGCUCCACAUCGCCUGCACGCGCCUGACGGUGCCGAUGGUCGACAACCUGAUCGCGGACCUCAAGGACGCGAUCAGCGAGGCGAAGCUCUCGCCCUCGGGCGAGGGCACGAUGGUCACGGUCUACGGUCUCGGCGAGUCGAGCCCCGUUGGGUACACCAUGGUCGGGCACGUCGCGACCGCGUUCCUCGACACGCUCUACAAGGCGUGA